AUGAUAUACUGGGGCCAAGGCGGUAAAUCGGAAAAGCCUUUGGAGUUUUACUGCAAACAAGAGGGUAUUAGUGGUAUCGUUUUGGCAUUCAUUGCUGAUUACGUUGGCGGCAAGGGUAAAUCGCCGGUGCUCGAUCUGUCGUCCCAGUGCAAGUCUGAAAGUGAUUGCUCCAACGUCGCAAAAGAUAUCAAACAAUGCCAAGACAAAGGCAUCAAAGUCAUCCUGUCACUGGGGGGCGCCUCUGGUCCGUACCGUAAACAGAAAUUCGAUCCAGACUUGUUAGCUUGGUGGUUAUGGAACAUGUUUUUGGGUGGAGACGAUGACAGCGUAACACGACCGUUUGGUGAUGUUGUAUUGGAUGGUGUUGAUUUUGAUCCUGAAGCGGCGGACUCAAAAGGAUACGAUCGACUGAUACAUGCUUUGCGACAGUUAUACAAACUGUAUCCACCACGAAAGUUUCUGAUCACUGCCGCACCUCAAUGUCCGGAUAUCGAAGAUUAUGAGGACAACGCAAUGUACAGCAUCCUGUAUCCAAAUCGCAAAUAUGACGCAUAUCCCGACCUGGUUUUUGUUCAGUUUUACAACAACGACUGUUCGGCUUCGGCGUUCAAAGAAAAAACUUCGACUCGCUUCAAUUUUGAUGCCUGGGAUAAAUGGGCAACGGAGAAGACCAAAGGAAAAUCCAAGAUCUUCCUAGGGCUCAUCGCCAAGAGCACCAAGGAGGACAGUGGUUACGUACCCUACGAAAAGCUUACGUCCAUCCUUGACGAAGUACAUUCAACAAAGAAUUUUGGCGGUGUGAUGAUGUGGGAUGCUCGACUUGCCUACGACAAUCGAGUCAGCUAUUUGCAUGGCACAGACUAUGCUACCGCCGUGUCCAAGUAUCUUCGACAAUUGACAGCUGGCGGUUCGAAAGCUGCUAUUGGCGCUUUCAACGCAUUGGGAUCGCCGGAGAACCAUCAUACACCCGUCCUCGUACCUAUCAGCAACCUAACCAACUCUAUUCCGGAUGUGCUUGGAUGUUCAGGACAGGCAUUUGUCCUUUUACGACAUGUGACUUGUCGAACACUUGCCGAGAGCUUUGGAAUGUCUGGCGACGAUAUAGACAGACACCUAGUCAACAUUGGCAUUGACGUCAAUGCCCUUUUAAAUCCAGGGUCUCACAUCUGUAUGGAAGUCCCACCGGAAGAGGAGAAUAAUUAUGGCCGUACUAUGGUUUUAAGCUACGUCUAUAAUGCUACCAUUUCUGACAGCUGGAAGAUGGGAACAACGAUGGUCAGAAAUAUCUAA
Radiomyces spectabilis is the source of this 1290-nucleotide messenger RNA. RefSeq names its product glycoside hydrolase superfamily. Gene Ontology annotation, cellular component: extracellular region. The transcript has 2 exons. Bases 1 to 1290 code for a protein of 429 amino acids. Gene Ontology annotation, molecular function: chitinase activity. The record is from RefSeq and is a predicted model, not a curated record. NCBI's taxonomy places the organism in Eukaryota, Fungi, Mucoromycota, Mucoromycetes, Mucorales, Radiomycetaceae. Gene Ontology annotation, biological process: carbohydrate metabolic process.